Molecule: messenger RNA, 805 nt
Organism: Cutaneotrichosporon oleaginosum
Lineage: Eukaryota; Fungi; Basidiomycota; Tremellomycetes; Trichosporonales; Trichosporonaceae
Biological process (GO): transcription by RNA polymerase II
Cellular component (GO): nucleus
Molecular function (GO): transcription coactivator activity
Source: RefSeq, a predicted model, not a curated record
AGCUGCCGUACUGCGAGCGGUUUAUGUCGGCUUUGCAGUCGCAGGCGACCCCAUCAGCAUCGGAUUGGCCAGGGGGAGGGGCGCUAGUCGGUGGCAACUAACAUGCAGGCGAAGAAAGCCAACGAGGCAGCCAAGACCAAGGAGAAGGCCGAGGCAGACAAGUGGAAGUCAGGCGCCAAGGGAGCGUCCAAGGCCGACUUGGAGGCCGCGAAGAAGGCCGAGCUCGCGGCCAAGAAGGCGGAGCGCGAGAGACUGCUUGCGGAGGAAGAGGCGAACGCGCCGGUAAAGAAGAAGGCGCCAACCGCCAAGGACAAGAAGGCGGCGGCCGAGGCCAAGCUCAAGGCACAGACGGCGAGCAUCGCCGCCGUGUUCCGGACCGACGACCCCGCUGGGCUGCGCCGCGACGAGGAUCGCAAGGUCGACGAGCUGAGCGCCACCGGCAUCGAGGGCAUGCUCGAGGCGCUCGAGGUGGUCAAUGCCAAGACUAGCGACCAGGCUAUGGGCGCAAAGGCUGGUGAGAUCGAGAGGCACCCCGAGAAGCGGUACAAGGCCGCCUUUGCGGCUUACCUCGAGCGCGAGAUGCCGAAGCUCAAGGAGGACCACCCGGGCCUACGCCAGAAUCAGAUGCGCGAGAUCAUUCACAAGCAGUUCCAGAAGGCGCCCGAGAACCCGUUCAACCAGGUCAGCGUGGCGUACAACGCCAGCAAGGAUGACCGCCUUGACACGCUCAAGAAGACGAUGAAGGCGCGCGAGGACAAGUACCGCGUCGAGAGCGAGUAAGCGCCCGUGGUGUGCUUGGCAGUGG